AUGUCAACUUCCAGGCUUCUCAAUGGCCUAUCAGGCCUUAGACUUGAAGACCAACAAUCUCUCUCACAGUUUGGGCAGGGCUCACAUCAACAAGUCCCUCACAUGACAGUUCAUGAAGCGUUUGAAAGCACUGUUAACACCAACCCUGAUUCGAUUGCAGCAGUCUUCGAGCAAGCGACUUUGAGCUACCAACAGCUAGAUAAUGCAGCAAACCAAUUAGCCAACCAUCUCCUCUUUUCGGGCCUACGCCCGAGAGAACGCGUGUGCCUUGUCGUUUCAAGGUCACUGGAGAUGCUUGUUGGCUUGAUGGCUAUCCUGAAAGCAGGUUGCCAAUAUGUUCCAGUCGACGGUGGCGUAGCUUCAGACAAACAGAUGGCUCAUAUAUUCACCGACACAGCAGCGCGCCACAUCUUGUGCCUGCCCAAAUUCCAGGGCCGAGUCAGGCAGUUUGCCAACACGAAGGCUCACAUCACGCUGCUGAGCUUGGCAAACCCUUUCGAUACAUCCGUCGAGAGACCCACGGUCAAAUCCGGCCGAGCAGACGGUUGCUACGCCAUUUACACAUCGGGAAGCACCGGAAUACCAAAAGGCGUAGAUGUCUCGCAUGGCAAUGUCACCAAUGCCCUGUUGCUGGAGCCUGCAAAUCUUGGGAUCAGGCAUGGAUCCAAAGUUGGAUCUGUGCUGAGUAUCGCUUUUGACAUGGGUGCAUGGGAGAUCCUUGCCUGCCUGAUGAAUGGUGGGACUCUGUACAUGAGAGGAUCCAACUGGGAGACUACCUUGAAAAAGAUCGAUACUCUGAUUUCCACACCUUCCAUUCUGUCCAAGUAUCGAAAAGCCGACUACCCGAACAUUAAAACAAUUGUGACUGGCGGCGAGCCAUGUCCACAGAGGUGA
Molecule: messenger RNA, 894 nt
Organism: Ascochyta rabiei
Lineage: Eukaryota; Fungi; Ascomycota; Dothideomycetes; Pleosporales; Didymellaceae
Exons: 3
Coding region: 1-894 (297 amino acids)
Biological process (GO): secondary metabolite biosynthetic process; amino acid activation for nonribosomal peptide biosynthetic process
Cellular component (GO): cytoplasm
Molecular function (GO): phosphopantetheine binding
Source: RefSeq, a predicted model, not a curated record